CAGAGCUCGGCUUUCCAUCCUAAUCCUUACUUAGCUCGGACCCGUCCCUGAGCAGCACCACACACCUUGGGGCUGUAACAUCAGGCCGGUGAACAUCGUAGACGACCAGCGCGCUGCCCCUCCAUCGGCACGCGUAGAUAUACAUCAAGGUCCUACGUUCCGAUAGUUGACUUGGCGCAGCUUGCGGACGCUGUGCGGCUGCCAACACCUCUAGUGCCGAUAGAUAGCUCUAUCCAACGCUGUUCCAACAGCCUGCGCGAACCUUAGCGGGCUUUGGUGGCGUUUUACAGUUCAAGCAAAAUGACUUCAACAUCAGCCCAUUCCUUCUUGACGACAGCAGCGCUUGUGGUAGUAGCAGCAGCGCUGCUACACGUUACUCCAUCUGAUGCUUCCAACGGAUUUCUUCAACUUCGUGGCGGCCUCCGUAUACUCGGACUCCAGCAGCAUGUCAAGACGUUGAAAACGUCUUCGCUUUCCAAACCGGUUGCCAACUCCAGUCACGAGCUUUUCCCGCAAGGCUGGAUCUGUGAACGCAGCAGCAACAGUUCUCCCUUCCGUCUUACCCUGGCCAGUCCAGCACCUGCAGAGGAGCCCGGGCUUCAGCGUUACUGCUUCCGCGUCGACGAUGUGGGCGGUUGCGACCCCUCGCAGCACUGCUGCGACGGCCAACAGGGACUGCAGAAGGUUGAGUUUGACGUCGUUUCCGAAUGCAAAGAUUCCCUCCGCAAGGUUACGGUUGACGGCGUCACGACCUCGUACGAGUUCAGCUCUGCCCUCAGUGUGCUGCGUGUGACGGGCCUGUCCAAGACCGCCACCGCCGCCGCCGGCACCGAGAUAUGCCUCUACCUCGCAGCGCCCUCGCUGUGCCCCGGACUGGCGCAGCUCUGCUCCGCGGGCGCGGGCCUCUGCAAGUACGCACUCUUUAACGCAAAGAGGGACUGCUGCCCAGUCGGCAUCGCAGGUCGCAUGACCCAGUUGUCAGCGUUAUCGCUGUCGUCUGCUGCUUCGUCUUCCUCCAAUGCAGUGUCAGAGUCUUCUCAGCCUCUUCCUCAGUUCCUAAAGCAGCUUCCAAACCUUCCUGCAGCCCCCGUACCAGCCACCUCACCUCCGCCCGCAUCCAGCUUUCCCAGCUACCAAUGUCAGCGUGACGCAUCCGACUCCCGCCUCUUCACAACUGCCUCCAACAACGUGACUGUUGUGAACGGUCUGACGCGCGUGUGCUUUGACGUCAGCGUGAAGGCCGUGUGCGACAACCCGGCCUCCAAGUGCUGCGAGUUCGGUCUCUACAAGAUGGAGAUUGACGCCGACCCCACGUGCGCGGACGCCCUGGCCUACAUCACUGUGGACGGCGCCAAGCGCGCCCGCUUCUUCCAGACGUCGCCCUACCCCGUGAUCAAGAUUACCAACAUUAACAAGGACAUGAAUGCAGUUGCCGGCACGGAGGUCUGCCUCUUCCUGCGCCCGCAGUGCAACUCGCUUGCCAAGCUGUGCACCCGCCACGAUGGCUCCUGCACCAUCGGCCUCUUCAACAAGCCAGCCUCAAGGUCAACGCCAACCUGCUGCCCGCUGUCUACAGUAUAGCCAUAGUAGCAGCAGUUAAGGCAGCGGUAAAGGCAGCAGCAGCAGAGCAGUAGCACGGGAACGCCAACGGGUCCCGCCUUUCGUGGGUUUGCACAUCUUCCCGGAAAGUAUAUGGCUGCCAAAAGCAGCGGCAAUGCUGUGUUGCCGGACAAAUGAUGUUGCUGUUGUGGUAGUGGGUGCCGUGCAAUGAGCGUGCAGUGUAAGGCGUCUAGUAAGAACUCUUCUUGGAGUCUACAGUGGCGUUUCUAUGGUUGGGCGUUGUCUGCCGUGUUAACCUUUGAUUGCCGUUUACCGUGCGGUCGUUCAAUAGGCUUUCGGCGAUGACGACCUCCAUAAGCUACUGCCUCGGCGCGAACAGGAAUCCGCUUCCAUUGCAGCAUAGGCGUUGAUACGGGUUAGUACGCAGUUGUGGUGUAUGGCUUGAUGUUUACAGGAGUGCUCAUUCCGCGCAAGACGCGUGCCUAUCCGGCCAAGUGGCACUGACCCUAGCUCUUGGCAUCGAAAACGACUGGUGGCCUUGGUAGGAGUGGUGUUGUCGGUUUGGUUUCGUUGGUGACAUGGUUUACGGGACGAAUGCGAGAGCAGGACGACGCAGUGAAGUGUACGACCGCAGGAUGUAGCAGCGCAUUGGCCCUUAACAGCGCGCAGAGACUGACAGAGGCAGGCAGUAGCACUGACACGCAGGCAGGCAGGUAGCGCUAAGCAGCAGGAAUGACUGGAGCAAUCUAUCAGAUGAUGUGUUUUGCAGGCUAGUUCAUGUGGGGAUUCUCGUAAUUUUUUCAGGGACUAACUGUUAGGGGUGCAGCGUGUUUAGUGUUUUUGGCGGCACAGGUGUCCUCGCGUUGUGUGACGCAGGGUAUGCCGUGUUUGCCAUGUGGGUACCUAGUCCGACUCGUUCUGUUCUGACCCAAAUGCUGAACUGGUCAUGGCUAUUGCGCGGAUCUAUUAUAGCUGUCGUACUGGUAGGUGAACUAGGUUUGGAUUGUAUGCCAUCAACCUUUCAUUGCCUUAUUCACUUUGAUAGGUGGUUACCGAGGAACGGGGAGUAGGCAUGUAGCUAUGGCAUGGUGCUGAAUGGCUUACAGGCCUACAGUUCUGUACUAGUUGCUGUGUAGAGUUUAGGAAGAACGGUACCUGGCUAGUCGAUGUGGGUACAUAUCCAUCGGUUAAUGGGACAUGAACAUACUCGCGUCCUCUUAUUAUAGCCGCUUUGCAGCGCUGAAGAUGUGUAACGCAAACGAAGGCAAACCGG
Molecule: messenger RNA, 2833 nt
Organism: Astrephomene gubernaculifera
Lineage: Eukaryota; Viridiplantae; Chlorophyta; Chlorophyceae; Chlamydomonadales; Astrephomenaceae
Source: the annotation of a GenBank genome assembly